This is a messenger RNA of Chlamydomonas reinhardtii, 2332 nucleotides long. RefSeq lists its product as uncharacterized. The transcript has 4 exons. Lineage: Eukaryota; Viridiplantae; Chlorophyta; Chlorophyceae; Chlamydomonadales; Chlamydomonadaceae. Bases 366 to 1754 code for a protein of 462 amino acids. The record is from RefSeq and is a predicted model, not a curated record.
CCAAUCCCAUCAACUGACACGAAUGCUGCAGCUGUCGUGGAACGUGGAGGGAGGCGCUGAGGCGCGAAGCUGGCACUGAGUUGCUAGCUCUGCAUGAUAAAGGUCUUCAAAACGGAGGCCUUUUGGGCCCGUGCGAGAUGCGGACCACGGAACCCGCAGGAACACGCAACCGGAUGGUCCCAGAACGAGAUGUGAUUCUCGCUGACCAUACAUGAAAUGCUGGCGUGGCAUGAGCAUAUUUCCAAUAGGCUUACAAACCAGCAGCAUACGAGAAGCUGCUUGCAAGCGGGUGCGUGGUUCCCGCUGCGCGUGCCACGACACUCGCAAGGUUAUCAUCGCGCGCUCAAGUGGUCUCGCAUAGCAACAUGGCGGACUGGAAAGAACGGUUGAAGGUUGCGUUGGGCGGCGUCACCUCGGGCGGCAAAUUCGCGGUGACCGGUACCGUGGAUGGUCCGCUGCCCGAGAUCGCUAUUCGUGGUGUGGGCAAGCUGGCGCUUCCCAUCGAUGCCGGCCAGGCGGAGGACCUGGUCUUUGCGGGCAUGCCCGCGCCCUUCGGCAAGGGCUCCAAGACGGUCCUGAACCCUGCGGUGCGCAAAGCCAUCCAGAUUGAGGCGGCACGUGUUCGCUUCUCACAGGACUGGGACGCAACCCUGCGCCGCCUCACCGCCGACGUUGCUGCCGCGCUGCUGGGUGUGUACGGUGGCGCGGCGGCGGGAGUCGAGGCCCGGCUGUACAAGCUGCUGGUGUACGAGCGCGGCGGGCACUUCCGGCCCCACCGUGACACGGAGAAGGAGCCGGGCAUGUUCGGCAGCCUGCUGAUUCAGCUGCCGGUGGCGGGCGGCCACAACGGCGGCCGCCUGUCUGUGCACCUGCAGCAGGAGCAGGUUCUCUGGGACACGGCGGCAGCCGCUACGCCGCCCGGGGCGGUCGUCACGAGUGGUGGCAGCGGCAGCGACGGCGCCUCUGCUGCUGUGAAGCCGCCGGCUGCGGUGCUGCAGUACGCGGCCUUUUAUGCUGACUGCGAGCACGAGCUGUCGGAGGUGGAGUCGGGGCUGCGAGUGGUGCUCGCCUACAACCUGGUGCGGACCCAGGUGGGCGCAAACACUGUUGCUACUGCCGCUUCUGCUACUGCUACUGCCGCUAGCGAGGCCGCGGCUGGCCGGGCCGCGGAGGCUGAGGCUGCCGCCGCCAGCCGUGGAGCCGCGUUGCGGGCGUUGGCGGAGGCGGUGCGUGCGUGGGAGGCAGCAGGCGAAGACUCGCAGUCGCUGGUGGCGCUGCCACUGGCGCACAAGUACACGGAGGCAAGCCUGGGCUUCGGCGCGCUCAAGGGUGAUGACGGCGCCAAGGUGCGGGCGCUGCUGGACUGCCCCGAGCUGGAGGUGCACCUGCUGCUGGUGGACAAGACGGUGUACGGCGGCUGUGACCACUACUACUCAGACUCAGACGAGUACGAGGAGGCCGCGGAGACGGCGCCCAUGAUUAAAGACGAUGGCUGUUGGGACUGGGAGGUCAACUUCAUCUGGCACUCGCCGCAGUCUGGGAGGCUGGGCGCGCAUGUCGGCGACUUCGGUCUGGGCAUGAAGCUUAUCCAAAACAGCGUGCUGGGUGGGGAGCAGCUCUUUCCGGAGGACCGGCAGCCCGACCAGAAAAAGUAUGAGCCGUACACCGGCAACGAGGGCCCUAGCCUCACGUACUGGUAUCGCCGCGCGCUGGUGGUGGUGUGGCCGCGUUCCCGCAGCCCAAUCGACGACUGACCGUUGUGCCAGCUGGCAAUAUCUCUGAAGUGGUGGCUGUGCCCUACCGCCGUUGGUUCUAGCCCCGGUUCACCCAAUCAGUAUCGUGUUGGGGUUGUUACCAGGCGCGGGCAUCAGUACAAACCAACAGUCCACGUCGCUCGGUCGUCAGGACCGGUCAGGAGUGCUUGCUUGGUUGGGGUUGGCUGCAUGGCAAAACAUUAUUCUUGGCAAAUAUUUUGUUAGAAUUCACUCCUGGUAAGCCAUUGGUCGGGGCUAGGGCGGCAGAAUCAUGGGGCCGGCGGGGUGCGUGUAUGCUGUACCGUAAGUAGGUGCGUGGUGGAGUCUGGAGCAGGACAGGUUGAGCCUGUCCUCCCCAGCCGUCCGGUCUGGGUCCGUUGACGUAGGCAGCUAGAUGGGUUGAUUCUGUCUCAGCGCGAGCCCCAAUACACCGUCCUGAGUGGUCGUCUGUCCUAGCUAGGCGCAACUAAACACAUUAUUUCGGCACGUGGGGACUCGGCGUAAGCGAGAGCCACGAAUGGCCCUAAUACCGUGGAGGCAUGUCGCACCCGUGGAGGGCACUGUAAAUAACAAGUGGC